Molecule: messenger RNA, 991 nt
Organism: Colletotrichum godetiae
Lineage: Eukaryota; Fungi; Ascomycota; Sordariomycetes; Glomerellales; Glomerellaceae
Exons: 3
Coding region: 131-811 (226 amino acids)
Source: RefSeq, a predicted model, not a curated record
CUGCAGUCGUUUCGGUGGCCAUGUUGGCUCUGUAUGUUCCGAUCACGAUUCUCAUGUGGUCUCUGCUCAGGAUCAAUACCCCAAGGGGCAAAUACGUGAGUGCAACCCAGAUACUUUGCAGGUGACGGAGAUGGUGUCCAGAGCCAAGAUGUGUCGCGACUAUGAGUUCGACGAGGCGGGCUGGAACACCAGUCUUCAUCACCACGUCAUCAAUCUGGCGGUACCGGAGUUUUACCAAGCGACAGGCAAACUUGUCUACAUGAUUCCGUGCACGAGUGCAAACACCCUUCCGGACCUUGUUCAGACAAGCGCAUUCCGGAAAGUCGAUUUCUGCCUCUGCAUCGAACCCACUGGUGCCGCCGCCCAAGCCAUCAAUAGAUUGGUGCUGACCGAGACGCCGUCUAUCAACCACACAGAGUACGGCGCCCUGAAAACACGGCCGAUUGGCCUUAGUAUCGAGACGAAGCUUCAGGGUGAAGGCCUAUCGGUCGCUGAGGCCCAGCUCCUGACCUGGCAUGCGAGCCAAUGGCGCAUGCUAGAUCGUCUCAUGGCCGGCACCGUUCCGCGGAUGCCACUGAUCGAUUUCCUUCCUGGCAUCAUUGUCCAAGGAAACGACUGGUUAUUCGUAGCGAGUACGAGAGAUGGAGAUGAAGUGACGUUGUGGUCGAAUCAGAUGAUUGGCUCGACAAGUGAACCGCUGGGGGUAUAUCAGAUUGUCUGUGUGCUCCAGUUUCUGAUAUCCUGGAUCGAGGACGUUUACUGGCCUUGGUUUCAGCAGGCCGUACUGUGCCUUCAUCCGGAGCCUGUGUAGAGAGAUGAACUGAGCCGCAAGCUUCCCUCUAUCCGCCAUGCCAUACUCUACAGCGUUGUCGUGGAUGGGCGUGAAUGUGGAAGCCCGCAGCGUCGCACUCAUGACCAAGAUCUUGGCAGGAGAACUUCCAUUGUAAUCCAACUUGGCAGUCUGUGAACAAUGAUGAAGAAUCCUGUGAAU